CUACUGGAAGUAGUAGCGAUGUAAAUGACUACUUCGUGUGGAGCGUUUAAAUUUUAUGUCAUUUGUGGGAUAAAAUGCGAAAUUUGCGUUACACGUUUAUGAAAACGCAUUUGCGAGAUCAUUCUCACAGACGAAACUACCUUAAGUGAUUUUUCGGUUAUGGUUAAAUGGAAAACACUGACAGUAUAGGUGAACGGUUAACAGAUGGAGAAGAUAGUGACUCUGAAGUGGAUGACUCGAAUAACAUGAUGGAAGACAGCUCUUCAGAUGAAAUGAACUCAGAACACAGGAAGACAGUAGUGACAAAGUCUGAUUUGUGUGACUCCCCCGUUUCAAAAGCAAGUAAUCACCACAUUCCAAAGAAGAAAUCAGGUGUCAGCUGUUCCAGCAAAGGAAUUAGUAAAAAAUCUCACUGUAAGCCUUCGACUUCUUCAGCAGCUACAAAAGUGCUUCUGGCUGAAGAACUAACAGAAGAACAAGUGAAGGACAAAAAACUUUUAAAAGAAAAGUAUAAAAAUUCUAAAUUCCAAGAGAAACUUCUACUAAUGGAAUUAAAAAAUAUGGAAAGAAAGAUCGAAAUGUUCAAAAAGUCUCAAAAACUUUGAUUCAGGUGUUUCUGGAAGUGUAUUUCUGAUUUUCUAAGUUAUUGCUUUAGUUUCAUAAAAUAAGAAAACCAUUUUUUAUUUCUCAUUAAUCUAAUACCAUUACUUGUAAAUAAAAGCAUAUUGUUUAAAACAUCAUUUGAAGUGUAUUGAGUUUUUACAAAUUCACACUGACGAUACUGGCCUUAUUUGUGAACUUCAGUUUUUCUUUUUAAUCGAUGAUUACACUCAAAGUGUUUUUAUUAUUGAAAGUUGGAAAUAUUGUAAUUUUUCCCUUUGAAUUUGUAUUACAUUUCCUCUUAGAAUAAUUAUCGAAUGGGGUGAGAUAAAAUUUGUAUCUGAA
Molecule: messenger RNA, 945 nt
Organism: Schistocerca piceifrons (Central American locust)
Lineage: Eukaryota; Metazoa; Arthropoda; Insecta; Orthoptera; Acrididae
Exons: 3
Coding region: 168-605 (145 amino acids)
Source: RefSeq, a predicted model, not a curated record